UAUAUAUGUAUUAGAGGGUUAAUAUAACAUAUAAACAUUAUUAAAAACCUAAAUGUGACAGUUAUUGUUUGUCCUGAAAGAUAACUUUGGAAAAAAUAUGAUUUAAAAAAUAUGAUUUUCACAGAACGCACAUACUUGCCUGUUGCCAUGCACUAUGAAUGCGUGUGUUUGUACCCACAUCUUUCAUUUAAAAUCUUAAGCAAACACACAAAGAGCAGGCGGAGGCUGCAUCUGCUGACGUACAGCCAGUGGCUGUGAGUGAGUCCAUUUGCUCCGAGCCUCUGAAUCACAGAGCAUCUCUUCAGGAGCAUCUCCAACAAAAGCAGCAGAGGAUUUUCAAAGACAUCUGGAGAACUGCAACAUCUGAUUCUUCAAUUACAUCUGCAGCUCUAAGCUUCUUUUAUUAUUGUUCAUCCCAUCAUCUGAAUCAGUUUUAUUACUCUUUAUUAGCCUAUUCUUUUAUUGCUUGAAUUUUUUGUUUCCUCUCUAAUUUCCAUCUCUCACCUGUUGUCUGUUCUUCCCCAUCUCUUUAUCUUCACAAAUCCUGAUGAACAACUCAUACUUGCAAUUUCUUAAAGGACAGAAACCUGCUAACAGCACAUCUUUGCCUUCUAAUGUCAGUACUGUGGAUCCUCCAGCAGGGGCGCUGUGCGAGCAGGUCCAGAUCCAGGCAGAGGUUUUUCUCACCUUGGGUAUUGUGAGUCUUCUGGAGAACAUACUCGUCAUCUCGGCUGUGGUCAAAAACAAAAACCUUCACUCUCCAAUGUACUUUUUCUUGUGCAGCCUGGCUGCUGCGGACAUGUUGGUAAGUGUAUCGAACUCUCUGGAGACCAUUGUCAUUGCAGUACUAAACAGUCGCAUUUUGGUGGCCAGUGAUUAUUUUGUACGUUUGAUGGACAAUGUGUUUGACUCAAUGAUCUGCAUUUCUCUUGUGGCGUCCAUUUGCAACCUUCUGGCCAUUGCCGUCGACCGCUACGUCACAAUUUUCUACGCCUUACGCUACCACAGCAUAGUGACUGUACGUAGAGCGCUGGUCGCAAUCGCUGCGAUCUGGCUGGUGUGUGUGGUUUGUGGGAUCGUCUUUAUAGUGUACUCUGAGAGCAAGACCGUGAUCGUGUGUCUAAUCACAAUGUUCUUUGCCAUGCUGGUUCUCAUGGCAACUCUCUACGUACACAUGUUUCUUCUCGCCAGACUUCAUGUCCAGAGAAUCGCUGCAUUACCCCCAGCAGCAGCUGCCGCUGGAAACCCGGCCCCACGUCAACACAGCUGCAUGAAGGGAGCCGUGACCAUCUCCAUCCUCCUCGGAGUGUUUGUGUGUUGCUGGGCGCCCUUUUUCCUCCACCUCAUUCUGCUGGUGUCGUGUCCGUACCAUCCGCUCUGCCUCUGCUACAUGUCCCACUUCACCACGUACCUGGUCCUCAUUAUGUGCAACUCUGUGAUUGACCCCCUCAUCUACGCCUGCCGCAGCCUGGAAAUGAGGAAGACUUUUAAGGAGAUACUCUGCUGUUUUGGCUGCCAACCUUCACUUUAGACAUUAGUACAGAAUGUCUGAUUUGAAACAAAUCUGGAUAUGUAAAGAAAAUGUUUACCUUGAUGUAAGAUGCCAAAGCUUGGUGGUCAUGAUAAUGUUGCACAUCCUGAGAUAAGGGUAAGAAAGGAAAGCUUUAAAACGGGAAAGCUCAAGUGCUGUAAGAAAAUCAGUGAACUGGAGGGUAAAUUGAAUGUGACCUAUGAAUAGGGAAGAUCAAUUAUUUGUUACACACUCUUGGAAAAGAUUCUAUAUAGAAUCUUAAAGGUUUCUGUCGGGUGCUUCAUAUAUAGGGGUUCCCAUCACGGAAUCGUUUUAUGGAUUUAGUUUUAAUGAAUUUUGUUAUAAUUCAUUUUUAAUUUUAAAGAAAUUUUAAGGAAAUAAACAGGUAUACAUACUAUAGUAUAUACAAAAUUAUGGUAUGAAUAAAUAUUUGAAACUCUACAUUAUUUCUAGGUGACAAAUUAAUGACAUUGAUCAUGUGACUCUAUACAGAAGGUUAGAUGUUCUUUCAUUGAAGCCAAGGCACUCUCAUGGCAAUACAUAUAUUUUACGUUUUGGCAAAUUGGUGUAUGAUCUGCUUAUUUUUUCUUAAAAAUCAUACAUUUUGUACAAAUCAAACUGUCAAGAAUUUGCCAAAACAUAAAAUAGUUAUGUGUUCUCAUGGGAACGGGUUGUUGAAGCACAAGAUGCUGUUUGGAUCAUCCCAAUUUAUGCUGGAUCACAUGAUUUGUUUGAAACAAAUUUGUGGCGUUCAUGCAGCUUGAGUGCAAAAGGAGGACAAACCAAAUAAUAAGAAUUAUAAUAAAGAAGAAUAACAUUUUUACUAGUGGUAUCACACUUUUAGACCCCAUGGUACGGUAUUUUUAAAAUGUGUAAAUAGUAUAUUUUAGGUAUCUGUGACAGUGUUCGGACCAUUCUGUCUGAUAAUGGUGUGUAAAUGCUUGUGUUCAACGUUGCUGAAGUGAAAUCUGAAGUGAAAACAGUCCUGUGGUGAAACUUGCUUUUUUUGGAAAGUUAGGGCACUUCCUACACAUAUGACUGCAUCAAUUUUUGAGGUGUCUCUUACUUUGUUGCUUUGACUGCAAUAUGCAGUCUAACUCAGCCCAGCUGCUCCAGUCCGCUUGUGUGGAUCAUUUAGCUGUCAAAGCUGCCGUUCAGUGGUGGAAUGUAACUGGGAAAUGAGCAAUAGCCAACUAAGCAUGUCAGUUUCAACACCAAAUAUCCCUCAUUUUUGGUGUUUUUGCCUUUUAUUCUGAUAUGGAAGUGAGAGAGGAUCAGAAAGGCAGGAUUUAAACUCAGGUUGCCCAAAGCACAACCACACUGUGUAACAGAGUGCUGCCCACAAGGCUCUGACCAAAUAUCCCUCUUAAUCCACUGAACAGCAUUAUAGUUUAGCUUUUUUAUGGGUAUGAAGUGGUUUAAGUUUGAUAUUCUGCUUAUUUAGCUGACCUUUUUGUAUUGAGUCUCAUUGCAAUGUUAUUUGGACUGUGCUUGCCACUCUAUUAACACUUUUAGUGCAUGAGAUUUAGCACUUGACUUGUAUGUGUAGCCACAAGCUUCAACAAUUAUCUGCA
Molecule: messenger RNA, 3105 nt
Organism: Megalobrama amblycephala (Wuchang bream)
Lineage: Eukaryota; Metazoa; Chordata; Actinopteri; Cypriniformes; Xenocyprididae
Gene: mc3r
Product: melanocortin 3 receptor
Exons: 1
Coding region: 548-1531 (327 amino acids)
Biological process (GO): G protein-coupled receptor signaling pathway
Cellular component (GO): membrane
Molecular function (GO): melanocyte-stimulating hormone receptor activity; peptide hormone binding
Source: RefSeq, a predicted model, not a curated record